AGUCAUUUCUCAUUAAUCACGAAAAUCGGUCGCUCGCCUGCUGUUCCCUCAUUUUUUAUUGUAAAAAUGCGCUGAAAAUAACGUGUUUUAUUGUUAAUAGUGCUUUAAAUUAUACUCUAGCUAUGUGGUUAUACCCUGGCUAUAAAAUACAAAUGCAAUGAGUAGUGGUAAUGUGCGAAAAAAGUACGCGAAAAAAUGAAAAGUAGUCAAAUAUACGUCGCAAAUGGAGGGGGCAAGAGGAUGAUGGCCAAACAUAGCUACAGCGAAAAACGCAAAUAAGUGACACGCAGAACAACCAGAAAAUGCAAUUAUAUUAAAAAUAAUCGAGCUAUAUAAUAUACACCAAAAGCAAAACUCAUUAAUAAUACGAAAAGAAAUAGCCAAACGACUGCACCUGUAUUGACGGUAUAUGUGUAUGUAAGUGUGUGUGCAUGUGUGGGUGCAGCACACACAGUAGCUGGACAGUGUUUUGUUGUUGUUUGGGGUUGAAAGCUGCAUAACGCGUGACGUGUGACAGUGUGUACCCAACCCCACACACACACAUACACACAGCCACCCACACUCGAAUGCGUAAUUAAGGAAGAGGCACAACAGACACAGAGCAAAGACAACAACAACAACAAACAUGAUGGACAACGAUGACACAAUGCUCAACAAUUGUGGACCACAGUCGGGCGCUGAAACGGUCUACGGCACCGAGGACAACAAUAUGGUCAUGUCCGAGAAGAAUGAACAGGUUGUCAGCAUCGUGCAGCAGCUGGCUGGCAGCAUUUAUCAGGAAUUCGAGCGAAUGAUCAAUCGCUACGACGAGGAUGUGGUUAAGAACCUAAUGCCGCUGCUUGUAAACGUGCUGGAGUGCCUGGAUGCCUCCUAUCGCAUCAAUCAAGAACAGGAUGUGGAGUUGGAGUUGCUGCGCGAGGACAAUGAACAGCUGGUUACCCAGUAUGAGCGCGAGAAGAGCGCACGCAAGCAGUCCGAGCAAAAGCUGCUGGAGGCGGAGGACUUGGCUGAACAGGAGAACAAAGAGCUGGCAAGCCGUCUGGAGUCCCUAGAGAGCAUAGUGCGCAUGCUGGAGCUGAAGCACAAGAACAGCGUGGAGCACGCCAGUCGCCUGGAGGAGCGCGAGGCGGACCUCAAAAAGGAAUACGCCAGGCUGCACGAACGCUACACAGAACUGUUCAAGAACCAUGUGGACUACAUGGAACGCACCAAAAUGCUGAUGGGCUCGACGCACUCACAAAUGAGCAAUGCCUCCGAUCGCAUGGAGGUUAGUCGGGCGCGACUCAAUCCAGUGGCACGCAGCUCCGGACCCGUCUCCUAUGGCUUUGCCUCGUUGGAGAAUUCUGUUAUGCUGGACACCGAGACGAUUUGCAGCGUAGGCAGCCAGUCGGAUGAUUCGGGACCGCCUUCCCUGCAGAACGAACUAGAUAACUUGGCUGGCACCGUAGAACGUGGCGCCGCAACAGAUGCGCUGCAGCAACAACAUCAGGCCACCUCGCCGCAGAGUCCCGAUAUCAGUCCCGUUGUGCCAAAUGUGCCCGCAAAUGUUGGUCGUUCGACCACCAAAAAGGAACAGCGCUCGGACAAUAAUCUAUACCAAGAAUUGUCCUUCCAGGAUAACGAAGAGAGCGAAGAGAAUGAGAUUGUAACAGGCAGCUGGGUACAUCCCGGAGAGUACGCAUCCUCAGCUAACGACAACUAUUUUGGCAUGGGCAAAGAGGUGGAAAAUCUUAUAAUGGAGAAUAAUGAGCUGCUAGCGACCAAAAAUGCACUUAACAUUGUCAAGGACGAUUUAAUUGUCAAAGUGGAUGAGCUGACGGGUGAGGUAGAAAUUGUGCGCGAAGAGCUGAAUGCCAUGCAACAGUCGCGUACCAAGCUCAGGCAGCGCAUCGGCGAACUGGAGGAUGAGCUCAAGAAGACCAAGGAGCAGGUGAAACAGCAAAGCACCGAGCAGGAGGAGAAUGAUGUGCCGCUGGCGCAACGCAAACGCUUUACCCGCGUGGAAAUGGCCAUGGUGCUAAUGGAGCGCAAUCAGUACAAGGAGCGGCUAAUGGAACUGCAGGAGGCGGUGCGCCUAACUGAAAUACUGCGCGCCUCGCGCACUGUCGACAACUUGGACAAGAAGUCGAAGCAAGGCAUUUGGCAAUACUUUAGUAAUCUUUUUACCCACUCCAAUCGUUCGUCGGAGCGCGGCGCUGACGGACUUGGAGGGGGGCCGAUGUUUCGUCACACAGGCGGAGGAAGCCCUGCCCACAGUCACGGAUCACCUAGCCGUGGAGGAAGCGACAAUCGCCUUGCCAUAGCCGGUUCCCAGCCACCGCCGCAUCCGGCCAGCGCCGGGCUUGCGAAUGCACUAAUCAUGGCCAAGGAUUAUUCGGAAGAGGGCAGCUCAGAGCGCAUCAACGCCAGGCGGCGUGAACAAUAUCGCCAGCUGCGGGCCCAUGUGCAAAAGGAGGAUGGACGACUGCAUGCCUACGGUUGGAGCUUGCCCAUAAACAAGACGAAUCAGGAUGCCAAUCCGAGUCGCCACUCAGGUGGCGUGCCCGUGCCCGUCUAUUGUAAUCCCCUGGCGGAGGCAUCGCCGCACAUGAAAGUAUUUUGUGCGGCAGGUGUCAAUCUGCAGGGCGGCUUCACAAAGGAUGGACAAUCGGUGAUACCUCCCGAUUCACCCUAUGCGCCGCGCUCAACGCUCAAAAUUGCAGAGAUAACUAGCCCGACGGCGGAACAUAGCGCCGAGGCGCUGGAUCGUCAAAUGGCACGUGCCAGCCUAGGGACUCUUGAGCCCGAGACACAGCUCAGUUCGUUUGUUUGGAUCUGCACCAGCACACAUGCCGCUAGUACGGUGAGUGUGGUGGAUGCAAAUCAGUCGGCCACGGUGCUGGAUGCUUUUCCGAUAUGCGCAUCGCAUCUGCUGUGCAUUGCCUCCGUGCAGGGCGCCAUGGAGAGUGACUAUGCCCUGUUGGAGCAAUCGGAGGUGGUCAAGGCGGGCGAGAUGCUGCAACGCCCAGGCGAGGGUACUGAGCUGCUCGGCAAGGUGGAGUUUGUGCGCGUUAAACCCAAGUCGGAUCAGAACAGCAAUAGCAAGCAAAACUCCCAGGAGGAGGAGGUGCCGGCGCCAAUAACAGUAAUAGGCGUGGCAGUGGCCAAAGAGGCUACUGAGAAAUCCAAUGAGCAACUGCCCGCCGUGGAUGCAACCGAACCGCUGGCCAAUGUAGAAGCCAUUAAGAUACGUCAGGCGCUGCCGGGUGCACCGCAGCGACUGCCCAGCAGCUCGGACAACAACAGCAACAAUCACGUCAACAACAACAAUAGCAAAAAUGUUUCGUUUAGCAUCAAAUCGCUGAAUCCCAUACUGGGCACCAAGGAGCGCGAAGAGCCGGUCAUGAGCUCAGUGGGACCCACAAUGUGGCUAGGUGCCCAGGACGGUUGGCUGUAUGUGCACAGCAGUGUGGGGCGCUGGCAUGAGUGUCUGCACAAGGUGCUCCUGCCGGAUGCGGUGUUGGCGAUUGUCCAUGUGGAGGCGCGUGUUGUUGUUGCGCUGGCCAAUGCUCAGUUAGCCGUGUUUCGCCGCCAAACAGACGGCCAAUGGGAUCUGAAUAGUUAUCACCUGGUUACGGUCGGUGAUCGCAAUCAUUCGAUACGUUGCCUCUGUGUGGCCGGCGAGCGCAUUUGGGCCGCGCAUCGCAACAAGAUCUUUAUUGUUGAUCCAAUAUCGCUAAACAUUGUACACUCGCUGGACGCGCAUCCGCGCAAGGAGAGCCAAGUGCGCCAAAUGGCAGCGACAGGUGCCGGCGUUUGGGUAUCCAUACGCUUGGAUUCCACGCUGCGUCUGUACAAUACGCAUACAUUUGAGCACAAGCAGGAUGUGGACAUUGAGCCGUAUGUAUCCAAGAUGCUGGGCACCGGCAAGCUGGGCUUUAGUUUUGUACGCAUCACAGCGCUGAUGGUCUCCUGCAAUCGCCUCUGGAUUGGCACCAGCAAUGGUGUUAUCAUUUCCGUGCCGCUGGCCGAGAUGCAGCAAAAGUCAUCUGAUCCACAUGGCCACAUGCCAUUGUGCUGCAUGGCCAAUGCUCAACUGUCCUUCCAUGGCCAUCGCGAUGCGGUCAAGUUCUUUGUAUCAGUGCCCAUGCUUCAGCAACCGAAUGGCACGCUCACCUUCAGCAACAAGCGACCCGACAUGUUGGUCAUGUGCGGCGGCGAGGGUUAUAUUGAUUUUCGCAUAAGACAUGAAAAAUACGAUGCUAGUGAUAAUGCAGCGCAUUUGAUAGUUUGGAAAGUCGAUACAUGACAAUGAUAUGGAGAACAGUAUUCAACUGGAACCAAAUCAAACAAUUGAAAAUCGAGGCGAUAAGAGUUAUUUGAUUGUGUGGCAUGUUAGUCAACGUUAAAACUAUUUUAAUUUUUAAGUAAUCUAUAUAUAUAUAUUUAUAAAAAAAAAACAAAGUUAUGCAUAUAUGGUAUAUACGCAUAUACAUAUAUGGAAAUCCGACCUAAGCAGUUACAAGUUUUGCAGGCUAGAAAAACAACUACCUUAAUUUAGUUUUUAAACCCCCAACUUAUUUACAGUACAAUGCGCCCUAGCAUUGCCAAAAA
Messenger RNA from Drosophila montana, 4593 nucleotides. RefSeq names its product JNK-interacting protein syd (gene syd). Bases 626 to 4288 code for a protein of 1220 amino acids. Gene Ontology annotation, molecular function: JUN kinase binding; signaling receptor complex adaptor activity; kinesin binding. Gene Ontology annotation, cellular component: cytoplasm. The transcript has 16 exons. Gene Ontology annotation, biological process: vesicle-mediated transport. NCBI's taxonomy places the organism in Eukaryota, Metazoa, Arthropoda, Insecta, Diptera, Drosophilidae. The record is from RefSeq and is a predicted model, not a curated record.